CCGCUUCCGCUCCUGCACGUCUUGACUCCUCUCGUGGUGUCGCUUGUUGGGGAUGGCGGCGGGAGGCGACCAUGGCGCGCCUGACAGCUACCGCUCACCGCUUGCUUCCCGCUACGCCAGCCCCGAGAUGUGCUUUGUGUUUAGCGACAGGUACAAAUUCCGGACGUGGCGGCAGCUCUGGCUGUGGCUGGCAGAGGCCGAGCAGACAUUGGGUUUGCCUAUAACAAAUGAACAAAUCCAGGAGAUGAAAUUAAACUUGGACAACAUUGACUUUAAGAUGGCAGCUGAAGAAGAGAAGCAGUUGCGACAUGAUGUUAUGGCUCAUGUACAUACAUUUGGCCACUGCUGUCCAAAAGCUGCAGGCAUUAUUCACCUGGGUGCCACCUCCUGCUAUGUUGGAGACAACACAGACUUGAUUAUUCUUAGAAAUGCUUUUGACCUGCUUUUGCCGAAGCUUGCCAGAGUGAUCUCUCGGCUUGCCGACUUUGCUAAGGAACAUGCCAAUCUGCCUACCUUAGGUUUUACACAUUUCCAGCCUGCCCAACUGACCACAGUUGGAAAACGUUGCUGUCUUUGGAUUCAAGAUCUUUGCAUGGAUCUCCAGAAUUUGAAGCGGGUCCGUGAUGACCUGCGCUUCCGUGGAGUGAAGGGCACCACUGGCACUCAGGCUAGCUUCUUGCAGCUCUUCGAGGGAGAUCACCAAAAGGUGGAGCAGCUGGACAAGAUGGUGACAGAAAAGGCAGGGUUUAAGAGGGCUUUUAUCAUCACAGGGCAGACAUACACACGAAAAGUAGACAUUGAGGUGUUGUCUGUGCUGGCUAGCUUGGGAGCAUCAGUGCACAAGAUUUGCACUGAUAUACGCCUCCUGGCAAAUCUCAAGGAGAUGGAGGAGCCGUUUGAAAAACAGCAGAUUGGCUCGAGUGCGAUGCCAUACAAGAGGAACCCCAUGCGCUCAGAACGUUGCUGCAGCCUUGCCCGUCACCUGAUGACCCUUCUCAUGGAUCCACUGCAGACAGCUUCUGUGCAGUGGUUUGAACGCACACUGGAUGAUAGUGCCAACCGACGAAUCUGUUUGGCUGAGGCAUUUCUUACGGCAGAUACUAUAUUGAACACAUUACAAAACAUUUCUGAAGGACUGGUGGUGUACCCCAAAGUCAUUGAACGGCGCAUUAGGCAGGAACUGCCUUUCAUGGCUACAGAGAACAUCAUCAUGGCCAUGGUCAAAGCUGGGGUUAGCCGCCAGGAUUGCCAUGAGAAAAUUAGAGUGCUUUCCCAGCAAGCAGCUGCUGUUGUUAAGCAGGAAGGAGAUGACAAUGACCUCAUAGAACGAAUCCAGUCUGAUGCCUACUUCAGUCCUAUUCAUUCCCAGUUGCAGCAUUUACUGGAUCCUUCUUCUUUCAUUGGUCGUGCCCCCCAGCAGGUACAGAGAUUCUUAGAAGAGGAGGUAUAUCCCCUGUUAAAACCUUAUGAAAGUGUGAUGAAGGUGAAAGCAGAAUUACGUUUGUAGAGUUGGAAGAGAAUUAAAUGAAAAAUCAUUGCUGGUUUGUUAACUUUAUUGCUGACACAUGAAAGUAAUGUUAUUGUAGUGCCUUGGUUUACAACAAGAAUUGUUACCUUAAAUUGAUAUAGUCCUUUUUUCUUUCUAAGGUUUAACACUGCAUAACAAAGUGAACUGUU
Messenger RNA from Urocitellus parryii (Arctic ground squirrel), 1677 nucleotides. RefSeq names its product adenylosuccinate lyase (gene Adsl). Gene Ontology annotation, biological process: 'de novo' AMP biosynthetic process. Gene Ontology annotation, molecular function: N6-(1,2-dicarboxyethyl)AMP AMP-lyase (fumarate-forming) activity; (S)-2-(5-amino-1-(5-phospho-D-ribosyl)imidazole-4-carboxamido) succinate lyase (fumarate-forming) activity. Lineage: Eukaryota; Metazoa; Chordata; Mammalia; Rodentia; Sciuridae. The record is from RefSeq and is a predicted model, not a curated record. Gene Ontology annotation, cellular component: cytosol.